Molecule: messenger RNA, 2918 nt
Organism: Aplysia californica (California sea hare)
Lineage: Eukaryota; Metazoa; Mollusca; Gastropoda; Aplysiida; Aplysiidae
Product: cytochrome P450 4A24
Exons: 12
Coding region: 211-1749 (512 amino acids)
Molecular function (GO): oxidoreductase activity, acting on paired donors, with incorporation or reduction of molecular oxygen; monooxygenase activity; heme binding
Source: RefSeq, a predicted model, not a curated record
CCACACAGCUGACUCAGCGUGUCCGUGUUACCUUCUCUGUCUCUACUGAUCCUUGUUAUCGUGGAGAAUUCGUUGUGACGUUGUGCCCAAAGUAUUAAGCUACGGAGUUAUCUUUGACGAGCUCGUCAGUUGUGUUCACUUAUGAUCUACUUUACUGUCCAUUUUAAAGGUUGUUUAUUUUGAGGGAAAAGGACAUCUGUGACAUCAACCAUGGCCUUGGAAAGCAUCUUGCUAAAUGACCAAGUGUUCAGGAUGGUGUGCAUUGGUCUGAUCUCCCUUCUCCUGGUCACCAUGGUGCCACGGAUCUUCCAGUUCCUCAAGUUGUUCCGGAAAUUUCAGAGCUUUCCAGGGGAUCCUAACUACUCUCUAAUUUUUGGGAAUCUUCACAAGCUACCAGCCGUUGCAGAAGACAGAAUCUCAUAUGGUCGGACUAACAUGCUGACACGCCACCCAAAGUAUGCUCGGUUUUGGUUUGGACCUUUUCGGCCUGUGUUAACAUUUUAUCAUCCUGAUACUGUAAAGCUGUUGCUGAAAUCUUCAACCCCAAAAAGCCGAGGAUUUGGAGCAGUUUAUGAGCAUGCCCUUCCGUGGAUAGGGGAAGGUUUGAUCGCAGCUAACGGACAUGCAUGGGCCCGUUCCAGACGUCUCCUCACGCCAGCAUUCCAUUUUGAUAUUCUGCGCCCAUACAUGGACAUCUACAAUAAGGCUGCUGACACACUUACGGAAAAAAUGGAUGAGCUUGCUGAGAAAGGAGACAAGUUUGACAUCUGUCCUUUGAUGACUCUGUGUACUCUGGAGGUCAUCCUGAAGUGUGCCAUGAGCUAUGAUAUAGACAUUCAGAGAAUGGGGUAUCACCCGUAUGCUCAAGCGGCCCAGGAGCUUGGAGAGGCCUGGUCUUUCAGAGCUAGAACAUUGUACCUUUGGCCUGACUUUCUGUUCCGUCUAACCAAACGUGGGAGAAACUUCUUCAAGAACUGCGACUACGUCCACAAAGUGGCUGAGGAAAUCAUAGCCAAGCGCAAGAAGUCUAUGGAGGAAGAAGAGGGACCUUCAAAAGGCAGACAUUUGGACUUUUUGGACAUUUUGCUCACAGCAAGAGAUGAAGACGGGAAUUCUAUGACCACCAAAGAGAUAAGAAAUGAAGUAGACACGUUUAUGUUUGCUGGACAUGACACAACAGCCUGCAGCAUGCCUUGGAUUCUCUAUGUCCUGAUCCAACAUCCAGAGUACAUGCAGAAAGUGCAGGCAGAAAUUGAUGCUCUUUUGGAAGACCGGGAGUCAGAUCACAUUCAGUGGGCAGACUUACCCGAGCUUCCUACCUUGGCCAUUUGCAUCAAGGAGGCAUUGAGGCUCUACCCACCCGUGCCCUUUAUCCAGCGAGUCUUACAUGAGCCUAUUGAGGUGGAGGGAAAAACUAUCCAUGCCGGAUGCCAGGUCACUGUUCCCAUCAUACACCUGCACAGGAACCCGGAAGUGUGGGACAGACCGGAUGAGUUCUGGCCAGAGAGGUUUUUGCCCGAAAAUAUGAAGGAUCUGCAGCAUUUUUCUUACAUACCUUUCUCAGCUGGCUCCAGGAACUGCAUUGGCCAGAACUUUGCCCUGAAUGAAGAAAAAGUCUUGAUUGCCAGGAUGCUAAGGAGGUAUGACAUGGAGCUUGCCAAAGAUGGACCCCCUGUGGCGAGGAACCCUCAAGUUGUACUGAAGACGGAGCACGGAAUGUGGCUCACCCUCAAGAGGCGUCAGUUGUAGUCUGCCCAGAUUGUGUACAGAUACUGUGAGUUAUGGGUUGUAAGUGACAACCUUGUGCUCAAUGUGGACUUGCCGCUAAACAAGAUGUCUUUUUGAUCUAAUGUGUGCUGAGGAGAGGUGUGAUGUCAUGAAUACUGCAGGAGCAAGAACACUUCUGUUUGAAGAGUAUAGGACAUGGCAUUUGGAAGAUGCACAUUCUGGUUAGUAUACAGAAGACGCACUGUUUUAGUGCUCUUAAAUAACUUUUAUACAUGAGGGGGUGAGAUGCAAAACCCUCCAAGCGACAUUUUGGAAAAAAAUCGAGAUUUUUUUGCUUAUUAUUGCACAUUGUUACCGGUUAUCAGAUGUACAAAGUGUUUUUGGCUAAAACCCUACACAUACUUAAUAAAAGUGGCAAAAAGAUCUUCUUUUUAUGCCUGUUUGUGCGUAAAGCAGCAUUUUAAAAAAGCUGAUUUUCUCAAAAGUGCUAAAAUGGAUGUAUCAGGUUUUGCAUCUCAGCCCCUCACAUGUGUAUAUUUUUCAAAUUGUCUUUUGUCUUAUCUGAAACAUUCAAACAAACAAAAAGACAAACAACGACAUCCAUACUCUGGAACAGACAAAUUUGUGUUUCUGAUUUGUAUAUAAUCAUUGAGUGGGCCUCAAUAUGAUCUUUGGUCUUCUGUUAGACAUAUGUGUACACUACAUCCUUAAAGAGUGAAAUCUUGUCUUUUCUUGUGUCCUAUGAUGUCAGAUUCUGUUAUAGGGCUGUGUCCUGACUUACUUAAAGAUUUUUCCCUUUAGCUUACUUUGAAUGGAGGAAGGAAAGGACAUUUUUAGCUUUCUCAAAUUUUGAAAUUGUAAGAAGACAGAGCUAAUAAUCUCUGCUUUGUGCACUUUUGUUCUCAUGGUGUGGGUCGUUGUCUUGGGGGGAAGGGGGGGGGGGUAGUUAAAUUAGUCAUCUUGACUGGUCAGAAAUAUUGGUAUCAUUAAAUAUCACCUGUCAGUUAGUUUUCCAUCACUCUCUGGAUUUCUUUCUAGUCUUUAUAUAUAUUUCAAUUUUUUGCUUAUAUUGAUAGCUGUUAUGCGUCAUUGCUUGCUGUAAUGUGAAAUGGUACUCCAUGGUUAAAAAUUCUGGCAAGUCUUCAUGCCUGCUUACAUGCUUUGGAAAUUGAUCCUGAUUAAUGUAUAAG